AUGUCUAGUAGUACAAAUACACAAGAAUCUGAAAAUGCAAUGUGUAAUAUUUUAAGAUCUACAAGACAUGUUUUGGCUAUGGAUAUCUUUGUGAAUGAAUUAACAUUAGCAUUUCUUAAACUUCGUGUAGGUGAGACAGUUGAAAUUCUUUAUGAUCUGAGUAGUGGAGCUGAAGCUAUAAGAAUAGGUUAUGAGUUUUUAAGGCAGAUUAUAGCUAUUAUAAACAUUGCUACUCUUGUUCAUAUUGAGGCCCUUGUACAAAUACUUUAUCAAAUUCGCAACUGUUCUUGUCAUAUUAUUUCUAUGUUCUAUCAGAAAAAUUCUAAUGAGCUUUUUCAUUCACUAGGUCAUGAAAAUAUUCGAGCAGAACUUGAAAGUGCUCGACCUAAUAAUUUACCUACAGCAAUAAAAGGACAUCGUGAAUGGAAUAAUAAUAUUAUUUCUUAUAAAGUUAAUAAGUCUCUAGCUAUAAUAACAUUUAUUGAAGUUGAGCAUCAGAAAUACUUUUCUGCAAGAUAUUUUAUUGAGAAGCUUUGUAGUCUUAUAGCCAGUACUAUUAGAGUUGAAGCAUUAGUUAUCAAAGAAACAGAUUUUAACGCAGUUGCUACUUCUCAGAAUCUUGGUUCUGAAGAAGCUGAAAAUUUUAAUGCAAUAGAAGGUUUAGUUGCUAAAGACUUUGCACAGUGGGAGGAUACCUGUUAUAAAGCUGAUGAGAAUUUAGAAAAAUCAGUAGCAGAGAACUUAUGUAAAAACUAUUCAGCAAAUUAUUAG
Messenger RNA from Scutellospora calospora, 771 nucleotides. NCBI's taxonomy places the organism in Eukaryota, Fungi, Glomeromycota, Glomeromycetes, Diversisporales, Gigasporaceae. The record is from the annotation of a GenBank genome assembly.